AUGGCUCGCGAAGACAGCUUGUACAUGGCCAGACUGGCCGAAGAGACAGAGCGCUACGAAGACUUGGUGAUGUUCAUGAAGCAAGUUGUCGAAGCUGGAGGAGAACUGAACGACGAAGAAAGAAAUCUUCUCUCCGUUGGAUACAAAAAUAUCGUGGGCGGAUUCCGGUCAAGCUGGAGAGCUCUGGCGCUCAUCGAGCAGCGCGACCUCGAAGCAGGACAUCUUCGUCUGGACUUGCUGACGAACUACCGGCGGCACUUGGAGCUGCAGCUGGAAAAAACUUGCGAAGAAGUCGCGCUUUUGAUCGAUAAACAUCUGUUGCCCAGUGCGACGACGACAGAUUGCAAGGCCUUCUACUUGAAGAUGAAGGCGGACUACUGUCGCUACAUGUGUGAAGUCGCGCAGGACGAAAAAUUUAAAAUAGUCGUCGAAGUCGCACACAAAGCGUACGAGGAAGCGCACGCCCUCGCGGAGGCCGAACUCCCCAAGUGCCACCCCGUGCGGCUGGGCAUCGCGCUGAACUACUCCGUGUUCUUCUACGAGGCGCUUAUCGAGCCAGACAAAGCGUGCGACCUGGCCCGCGCCGCAAUCAGCGCCAGCUCGGCCGCGCUGGACUCCCUCGACGAGGAGCAGACGAGAGACACACUGGCUAUGAUGAAGCUUCUACAAGACAACCUCGAACUCUGGACUACGGAGACGCUUGAGGAGGGCGGUCCCCCAGAGCAGGAGGACCUCGAGCAGCUGUGA
Besnoitia besnoiti is the source of this 747-nucleotide messenger RNA. RefSeq names its product 14-3-3 protein. Gene Ontology annotation, biological process: signal transduction. NCBI's taxonomy places the organism in Eukaryota, Apicomplexa, Conoidasida, Eucoccidiorida, Sarcocystidae. The transcript has 10 exons. The record is from RefSeq and is a predicted model, not a curated record. Gene Ontology annotation, cellular component: cytoplasm. The coding region runs from base 1 to 747 and encodes 248 amino acids.